This is a messenger RNA of Prunus mume (Japanese apricot), 1818 nucleotides long. It is a transcript of the gene HL, whose product is annotated as HAL2-like protein. Gene Ontology annotation, biological process: phosphatidylinositol phosphate biosynthetic process; sulfate assimilation. Gene Ontology annotation, molecular function: 3'(2'),5'-bisphosphate nucleotidase activity. The record is from RefSeq and is a predicted model, not a curated record. Lineage: Eukaryota; Viridiplantae; Streptophyta; Magnoliopsida; Rosales; Rosaceae.
AUUUUGGCCAGCCCCUACAAUUCUCCACAAACACAGAGAGAGAAAAAAAGUGAACUUGUGACAGAGACACCUGUGGUCGUAUUAAGCCUCCAAAAUGGACACUACACUACCGAACUUUUUGACACUCGUCAGUUCCCAUGCGCCUUUUUAUACUUUCCUUCGAGCCAAACGCCUCCCACGAAUGCCACCAACCCAGACAAGCCCCAAUUUGAGUCACUCAAAAAUAUACACGCAUAAAGUUAAUGCACCAGUGAAUGCCAUUGUGUAGGCAUCACAAAACAAACCUCAAAAAUCAGCAACCCAAGAAUGUAGGAACCUUAAUUUUCACAAAUCCCCAGGUGGGUAUCUCAAAGAUUGCUGCUUUCUUCUUGUUUUUCGUUUUUCUCCAUCUGGGUAGGUCCAAAAUUGAAGUAUGGAGGGUGAGAAAUACGCUAAGGAGCUGGAUGUGGCCGUCAGAGUCGUUCACAUGGCGUGUUCUCUGUGUCAGAGACUGCAACAGGGGAUUGUUUCAGCUGGCAGUGACCUGGUUAAGUCCAAGGAAGACGAUUCUCCUGUGACUGUUGCCGAUUGGAGUGUGCAAGCUACUGUUAGCUGGAUACUGUCUGAAUUCUUUGGGAGUCAAAAUGUAUCCAUUAUUGCUGAAGAGGAUGUACAAACUCUCUCUAAGGCUGACUCAGCAAGUUUGCUAGAAGCUGUUGUGAACACUGUGAAUGAAUGCCUAGCUGGAGCACCCAAGUAUGGUCUUAAAAGUCCACCAAAAGCCCUCAACACGUCUCAAGUUCUUGAGGCUAUCAGCCGAUGCAACUCAGUAGGAGGCCCCAAAGGAAGACAUUGGGUACUUGAUCCUGUUGAUGGAACAUUAGGGUUUGUUCGUGGGGAUCAAUAUGCUGUAGCUCUAGCCUUGGUCGAGGAUGGAAAAGUUGUUAUUGGAGUACUAGGGUGCCCUAAUUACCCAAUGAAGAAGGAAUUGCUCAGUUAUCAUUAUCAGUACCAUGAAACCAUGUCAAGGCUAUCUCCACCUUCUGAUGAUAUGUGGGAAAGAGGUUGUGUCAUGUAUGCGAAAAGAGGCAGUGGUGAGGCAUGGAUGCAGCCACCAAUCCCUGGAGAUAAGAAGUUUGUGUGGCCAAAUUCUGCAAGACUUGUUCGUGUUUCUUCCAUCGAUGACCCCAAACUGGCUACUUGUUGUGAACCUGUGGAGAAAGCAAACUCAGACCACUCUUUCACAGCAGGACUUGCUCACAGUGUAGGGCUUAGAAAUCAGCCCCUGCGUGUGUAUAGCAUGGUGAAAUAUGCAGCCAUAGCUCGAGGAGAUGCUGAGCUAUUCAUGAAGUUUGCAAGGACUGGGUACAAAGAGAAGAUAUGGGAUCAUGCUGCUGGUGUUGUCAUUGUAGAAGAGGCUGGAGGUGUCGUAACUGAUGCUGGAGGCCGCCCCCUGGACUUUUCAAAGGGACCGUACUUAGAAGGACUUGACAGAGGCAUAGUUGUUUGUUCUGGGGCCACACUGCAUGAGAAAAUCAUUGAUGCAGUGUAUGCCAGCUGGGAUUCUUCUAAUUUAUGAGGCUUUCUGUACCAUGCCAAUAGGCUGUUGUGGCAGUAAAUUUUACAUUUUUGGUGAGGGCAAGCGAAUUGCUGAGAAGGAUUCCCCAUGACAGCGUUGAUUUAGUUUGAAUCGUAAAGUCUCGGGUGGGAUGCGAUCCAUGCUAACGCCAAGACUAAGUUUACAGAAGGAAGUAUCUUGUUUGUUGAAGUGCUCAACUAAUUCGAGAAAAUCGGCAUUGUUGUAGUGCUGCCCAAUAGUCGAUAUUUAAGUAAGUUCUU